Messenger RNA from Choloepus didactylus (southern two-toed sloth), 1872 nucleotides. It is a transcript of the gene PYCR1, whose product is annotated as pyrroline-5-carboxylate reductase 1. The transcript has 8 exons. Bases 265 to 1227 code for a protein of 320 amino acids. Gene Ontology annotation, molecular function: pyrroline-5-carboxylate reductase activity. The record is from RefSeq and is a predicted model, not a curated record. Lineage: Eukaryota; Metazoa; Chordata; Mammalia; Pilosa; Megalonychidae. Gene Ontology annotation, biological process: L-proline biosynthetic process.
AGGCGGCCGCCGAAGGGCCCGCGGGGGGCGGUGCGCGGGGUGGGGGCUCAGGGGCGGGGAGAGGCCUCCGGGCGCCGGUCCUUGCCGGACCCCGCCUCCGCGCCUCCCUGGGGUCGCCUGCCCUGUGCUCCCGGCCGGAGCCCCGCGCUCCCCACCGCGUCCCCCGGGUUCUGAGCCCUCGGGAGCAGGUCCGGCAUCGGCGCCCUGGAAGGGGAGCUUACCCUGCAAGGCCGGUGCCAGCGAGAGGGCUGUGGGGCGCACACCAUGAGCGUGGGCUUCAUCGGUGCUGGCCAGCUGGCUUUUGCCCUGACCAAGGGCUUCACCACUGCAGGUGUCCUCGCUGCCCACAAGAUAAUGGCCAGCUCCCCAGACAUGGACUUGGCCACGGUUUCUGCCCUCAGGAAGAUGGGGGUGAACCUGACACCCCACAAUAAGGAGACGGUGCAGCACAGUGACGUGCUUUUCCUGGCCGUGAAGCCCCACAUCAUCCCCUUCAUCCUGGACGAGGUGGGCGCCGACAUCGAGGCCCGGCACAUGGUGGUGUCCUGCGCCGCCGGCGUCACCAUCAGCUCCAUCGAGAAGAAGCUGGCCGCCUUCCUGCCGGCCCCCAGAGUCAUCCGCUGCAUGACCAACACUCCGGUCGUGGUGCGGGAGGGGGCCACGGUGUACGCCACGGGCACGCACGCGCAGGUGGAGGACGGCCGGCUCCUGGAGCAGCUCAUGGGCAGCGUGGGCUUCUGCACCGAGGUGGAGGAGGACCUGAUCGACGCAGUCACCGGGCUCAGCGGCAGCGGCCCCGCCUACGCGUUCACCGCCCUGGACGCGCUGGCUGACGGGGGCGUGAAGAUGGGGCUUCCGCGGCGCCUGGCCGUCCGCCUGGGAGCCCAGGCCCUGCUGGGGGCCGCCAAGAUGCUCCUGGACUCGGAGCAGCACCCGGGGCAGCUCAAGGACAACGUCUGCUCCCCCGGCGGCGCAACCAUCCACGCCCUGCACGUGUUGGAGAGCGGGGGCUUCCGCUCGCUGCUCAUCAACGCCGUGGAGGCCUCCUGCAUCCGCACGCGGGAGCUGCAGGCCAUGGCUGACCGAGAGACGGUCUCGCCAGCCGCCAUCAAGAAGACUGUGCUGGACAAACUGAAGCUGGACUCCUCGGAGGGGACCUCGCUGUCCCCUUCCGGCCAUGCCAAGCUGCUCCCUCGCAGCCUGGCCCCUGCGGGCAAGAAGGACUGAUGCCACUCGUCCACCUGCCCUCCACUGUCUCUCCUCUCCUGGGCGCCGAGCUCCCACUCUGGGGGGUCUCCCACCCCAGGCCACACCCCAGUGUCCCCAUAGUGGCCUGCUCACUGUCCAUGGUCCCGGGCAGCUCAGGGCUGCUGAGAGACGGGUUGUGGUCAGGGAAGGCAGAUGCUGAUUUUCCCUGGAAACCUCCGUGACCCCCAGGGACUUCCCAGCCCAGCAGGGGUUCUUUGACCUCAAUCUCUCCACCUAGAAACCAAGCAAGGAGGCCCGGGCUGGGGGGAUCCCCUCCCAGCCCCCCAUUGCCAGCCUGCUUGGGCUCCAGCCCCUUCAUCAGGGCAAGGUCAAUUUUCCCUCCGGGGAGUCCCACCCAGUCUCAUUCCUCUGGCUCCUUCCCCGCCCCACCCUGGGGCGACCCCUCUCCCUCUCUGUUUGGAAAAGGGGGGUUCCCGGGGUCUGAGCCCAGGGUGAGGGACCCAGGUCUCUUGGCCAGCUGUACUCAUGACUUCCCUUUGAUGGGAAAAGGGCCCCAGAUCCCCAAGGCUGCCCAGCAUCCCUGGCCACCCGGCGCCCAUUUGUGAUGCUGUCCCUGUCUCUCCCUGACCCUGUAGGUUAAAUAAACCAUGUCCCCGCCUCCUG